Mycosarcoma maydis (corn smut) is the source of this 870-nucleotide messenger RNA. RefSeq names its product putative proliferating cell nuclear antigen. Gene Ontology annotation, molecular function: DNA polymerase processivity factor activity; DNA binding. The transcript is spliced from 4 exons. Gene Ontology annotation, cellular component: PCNA complex. The record is from RefSeq and is a predicted model, not a curated record. NCBI's taxonomy places the organism in Eukaryota, Fungi, Basidiomycota, Ustilaginomycetes, Ustilaginales. Bases 1 to 870 code for a protein of 289 amino acids. Gene Ontology annotation, biological process: regulation of DNA replication; mismatch repair; leading strand elongation.
AUGUUGGAAGCUCGUCUCCCUGAGGCUGUCCUUCUCAAAAAGGUGCUCGAUGCCGUGCGCGAGCUGAUCACCGAUGCCAACUUUGAAUGCUCCGAGGACGGCAUUCGACUGCAAGCGAUGGAUAACUCGCACGUCGCGCUCUCGGCCAUCGAGCUUCGCACCGACUGUUUUGAGGAAUUCCGAUGUGAUCGACCUAUGUCGAUCGGUGUCUCGCUCUCGUCGCUCGGUAAGAUCCUGAAAAGCGCCAAUAACGACGACGUUCUUGCGCUCAAAAAAUCCGACGAUGGCGACACGCUUCAGAUGACGUUCGAAUCGCCCAAAUCGGAUCGAGUGGGCGAGUUCGAGAUGAAGCUCAUGGACAUCGACUCGGAACACCUCGGCAUUCCUGACACACAGUACGACGCUGUUGUCAAGAUGUCUUCGGGUGAAUUUGGACGUAUCUGUCGUGACCUUGCCAACAUCGGUGAGAGCGUCAAGAUCGAGGUUUCCAAAGAAGGUGUUUCGUUUUCGGCAGAAGGCGAGAUCGGCGCAGCUCGAAUGACGCUCAAACAAGGUAGCGGUACAGCAGUGCUCGCCGAUCAAGAUGACGAUGAGGACGAAGACGUCAAGCCAGCCAAGAAGAAGCGCAAGCAAGACGCCACUAGCUCGAGCUCUGCAGGUGGACAAGUACCCGUCAAAAUCGAGAUGCAACAGGCGGUGAAUUUGACUUUUAGCUUGAAAUACUUGAGCAACUUUGCCAAGGCUGCUCCACUGGCCGACGAGGUGCAGUUGCAUAUGAGCAACGAAGUUCCCCUCCUGUGCGAGUUUAGCUUCGAGAACGGUUACGUGAGGUUUUACCUCGCCCCCAAGCUGUCCGAGGACGACGACUGA